Messenger RNA from Bolinopsis microptera, 2018 nucleotides. RefSeq lists its product as uncharacterized. The record is from RefSeq and is a predicted model, not a curated record. Bases 2 to 721 code for a protein of 239 amino acids. NCBI's taxonomy places the organism in Eukaryota, Metazoa, Ctenophora, Tentaculata, Lobata, Bolinopsidae. The transcript has 3 exons.
GAUGACCUCCCCUGACGUGGAGUCAGCGCCACCUGCCAUCAGGUCCCAGUGUACCCGGGCUGGUGUUAUUGCUAAGUACUACCGCCGCAACUCCGGGGAUGUGGAGUCUUCUCCCCUGUAUAGUGCCUGGUUCAGGGAGGAGAUCAUUGCUGAUCAGAGGUUCGAGAGGAGGAGGAAGCUACUGUCAUUGAACAGAGCUAGGGAUUGUUACAAUGAAAUGGAGGUUGAAUAUUCUGAUAAGUACUGGUCUAAUGCUAGACGCAACUCUCGACCAUCUCUUCGUGGCAAGAGACAGGCGGACUGUAAGAUCUGCCACACGGAGCUCACAGACUGGUCCCUCGUGACCUCGCCCUCACACGUGACUCCCCCCUCCCUCGUGACUCCCCUCACCUGCUUCCAUCUCUUCCACACCUCCUGCUACCAGUACUGGCACACCAAGUCCAAGUCACCAGAAGAUGGGAGCUGUUGUCCUGUUUGUGUCAAGAUUAACACAAGUUUCAGUGAAGCCCCUACUCCUGAUGACAAAGAAGAUGACACGGUGGUUAUAUCCCCUGUGGUCCUCCAGCCGAUACCUCUCGUCCUCAGAGACUCUCUGUUGUUGGUUACAAGUGAGACACUCCAAGAGGUCCUGACUGAAACGGAGGGUGCCACUAUUGAAGUUACGGGUGUUACACAAAUUAAAGAGAAGGAGGAAAAGGAGGUUGUUGUCCUGGAGAUCUGAACGGAUUGUCAGUUAGUGCAGAAAUGGAUUUUGUUGCGGACAUGUAAGCUGGAUUUUGGGGCUCACGUUUUUGCUUGACUUAUAAGUUGGAGCUUCCUUAUAUUAUUUACUUUAUACUCAAUGACUAACAUCACUGUAAUUUGAACUAACUAUUAAGUUUAUAAUUUCUCGAUAUUUCUUACCCGACAAUGUUCAGUGGGUUGCCAAUUGCAAUAUCUUUUUUAAUAGGUCCUAAGUUAAGUCGGCUUUAUCAUCAUAUUACGGACAUUUUGAGUGACAAUAUGUAAGCUGUGUAGAGUGUUUGGGACACGGAAUACUUGUUUGAAUCAGACAGUUAGUGUUAGUUUGUAGUGAACCAUCGCUGCUAUGUCACUUUGGGAAUGUUGUCGGAUAAGAAAAUAAUUAUUUGAUUUUAGAUGAACUAAUAAAAUUGGUCUCAUAAUUGAUAAAUGAUACUUGACAGUUUCAAAUUGUUUCUCGUUCGAUUUGCGGUUUUUACUAAGACUAAUAUUAGAGUGUUCAGUGUAUAAAAGAUAAAAUAACCUUCGCCUUUGUACAUUGUCUGAUGCUGUUAAAAACAAGGUUAAAUUGAAAGGGGUUGACAUUAUACUCGUCAGUAAAUAUUAUGUUAAUAAUAAUUAUCAUUUUAUAGAUUUAUAGCUGCUAUGGUUUAUUCUAAAACUAUGAAAUAAGAUGCUAAGCCUAAGUAUGUCUCACAGUUUUUAUUAUGCUCAAUUUUUUGGAGUUUUUAUGAUCUAUGUUUAUCGUGUAUUUGCCAUAUUUAUUAAAACUUAUUUACUUAAUUUUUGAUCUUUCAAUCAAAUUCUAUAAGAUGGUGCAGGUCUAGUACUGUUUAACCAUAACUUUUCAUUAAAUUUGAUAGCUUUUAAUUGACAUCGCAAAUUCCUCUAAUAGUGCUGGGGAUCAUAUUUUGGUGGGUGUAUUACUCAGAGAAAAUGUUAUAAUGUUUGCUUUAUCAUUCUAACCAUAUUUAAUGCUGUAUUGCUAUACGGGUUUGACUUUUCAAAAAUACAGACACAGUAGUUAUAAUGUUUUAAAUUAUAAUCAAACAAAAUAAUGAACAAAAACAUUUAUCAAAUGAUGUAGAGCAUGCCCAAAUAAAUAUUUGCUCAUUGUAGCGAAUUCUUGUUUAAUCUGAAUCUGAAUAGUUUUCCGAAAUUCACAUCAUCCAAGUUUGAAGUUCAUGACGUACAUAUUAUUAUAUUAUUAUGGAGUUGAGUGUUCAGUGUUCAGAUAGCUAAUUCGGUAUCAUAGUAUAGACAUGAUUGAUGAUAUC